UAUGAACAUAGUGUCACACAUACUGACCUAUUUUGAACCAUCUAUAUUUAGUAGGGUCUAUUGAUCGUCUACCCGGAUAUAUUUCGCAAUAUUUUAAGUUUUGAAAUAUCGGAUAUUUACUAUUUAUACACGUACAGCUGCGUGGUAUAUAAAGAGGUUUUAAGCAGUCAAGAUUUCGGUCCAUCCCCAGACAAUUGAAAUGGACGGCCAAGGAGGCUACCAACGUACGGAACCGUAUCCAGCCCAAACUGGUAAAACUCAUGGUGGUGAUCGUGCAGUGGAACAAGAUGGCGACAUUGGUUGCUGCGGUUACAUUCUGAUGGGCUUCUCCAUCCUCAUCAUGAUCAUGUUUUUCCCAUUCUCCCUGUUCUGCGCCCUCAAGGUGGUUCAAGAAUAUGAAAGGGCCGUCAUUUUCCGACUGGGUCGUGUUGUGUCGGGAGGUGCCAAGGGGCCAGGGCUGUUUUUCCUGUUUCCAUGUGUGGAUUCAUUCAAGAACGUGGAUAUUAGAACAUUUUCCUACGACAUCCCACCCCAAGAGAUCCUGUCACGAGACUCAGUAACAGUUGCUGUGGAUGCCGUAAUCUACGCUCGAAUUUUCGAUGCCACCAUGUCCAUUAUCAACGUUGAGAAUGCCCAUGCGUCGACAAAACUGUUGGCUGCCACCACCCUCCGAAACGUCUUGGGAACGAAAGUGCUCUCGGAAAUUCUCAGCGACAGGGAGAGCAUUGCUCACACCAUGCAGGCGACCCUGGAUGAGGCCACAGAUCCUUGGGGAGUCAAGGUGGAGAGAGUUGAAGUGAAGGAUGUGCGACUUCCGGUCCAGAUGCAAAGGGCCAUGGCUGCAGAGGCCGAAUCAACUAGAGAUGCCAGGUCCAAGGUCAUUCUCGCUGAUGGUGAAAUGAAGGCGUCCCGAUCACUGAAGGAGGCUGCUGACAUCAUGAGCGAGUCCCCGGCCGCCAUGCAGAUCAGAUACCUCCAGACCCUUAACUCCAUCGCAGCCGAACGCAACUCUACCAUCAUAUUUCCGCUGCCCAUCGACAUGCUUACUCAGAUGGUUAAGAAAUAGAGGAAAUAUGAAUUUUGAGAAAUUUGGGAUGUACUCCUUCAAGUGUGUCCAACCUUACUUUGAAACUUUUGCUACCUUAUUUCACCAACAGUGCUAGGGUUUGGGAUGUUUUAAGAUUAAGAUGUACAUUUCUAGUGUAGAUGUUGUAAAAUAAGCAUUACUAUUCAUGAUGUUUUUAAAUGAGAGUAUAGUUUGUAUAACCUACCUUUUAAGCAAGGAUUUAAUAAGAAAUAGCAAAAAAGAAUGAGAAAAAAAUUGACUUAACGGUUCAAGUUAGCUGUAGGUUUGUGUAAUACUAAAAGAAAGAACCUUUUUUUCAAAAGAAUUUCAAAUCACUAUCAAUGUCUCAGAAGGUAUUGAAUAAACUGUAGAUAUAUUUUUUUACUUUUAAAAUGAUGUAAAAUAUUGUACAAUAUUCUUAAUGAGUAGUUUGAAGUUCUUGUUUUAAUUGUUAUGCGUACUUUAAAUUUACCUGUUUUUAUUCAUCAAACAGAGUUCCUUGCGCUUAUCUUCGAGAGCAAUGUUUUUGUUGGUAUUUAUUUAUUGUAACCAAAAGAUAUUCUAUUUGUUGUUAUAAAAUACUUUUUCUAUGAUAUUAUAACUAAUAGUCUCCAUUUUCCAUAUUGCUAACUAAUCAGACAUUGUUACAUACUGGUAAGUUUCCUUUUUUGUUGUACAAGAUUACUUUAAUACACCAGUUUCUCUUUCUCAUUUGAGUGUAAAAAACAUUAUAGGUAUGAAUGUAUUUCAAAAAUCAAAACACAAGUUUCUGAACAUUUAUUUCCAUACAUAUUCAGUAAAAAUCUUUUUAAAAAAUAAAAAAAAUGUCUGUACAAAUAUUUUUCACUCAAUGCUUUGUACAGUGUUAUUUUGAUUUAUUUUAAAUGGUGGACAUACAUAUCAAAACUGAUUACAUUCCAGCAUUUGUUGAAAAUCCUUAUUCAUAGUUACAGAACUAUUUUGUAUAAUCUUUGGUGUGAAACUGUUGUAAACUUUAGUUGAAAAAAAAAUAAACGUUUACGUUAA
This is a messenger RNA of Mya arenaria, 2092 nucleotides long. Its product is annotated as band 7 protein AGAP004871-like. The coding region runs from base 200 to 1066 and encodes 288 amino acids. The transcript is spliced from 9 exons. The record is from RefSeq and is a predicted model, not a curated record. Gene Ontology annotation, cellular component: plasma membrane. Lineage: Eukaryota; Metazoa; Mollusca; Bivalvia; Myida; Myidae.